AUGUUAUUUGUUGAUACUGAUUUCAAUACGCUCACCUCACUGAGUAUAGGCCAGAACGCAGAGCCUGCCUUUAAAAUGUGCUUUGAAGUUUCAAAAGUGGGCCUGGCGUUCUUGCUGACUGCCGCGGGUACUGCUGCACAAGGCCGUGCUGAGGACAGCGCUCCCGGCGGCAAGGAGCGACCUGCUCCGGUCCGGGGCCCCCAGCCCUCCCGGCGGCGAGUGGGAAGUAGCAGGAAGCGGGCUGGAUUCCGCCCUCGGGGAGGGCCGGGGGUCCUGGGACUAGAGUCAAGCCUCCUCCCCUCGACGUCCCGCCGGUUGCGAGCCAGAGCCUCGGUACCCCCACCCCCUGAAACAGCCUGCUUCGUGCAAUCUGAAGCUGGGCCACCCCCUGGGCAGGGCAGGGCUCGAGGACAGCUUUUGUCCGUCGCCAGUGUAGACAGCAGAUUGGAACAGCCCGGCCCCCUCCCCGGCGCCCCAGGCCGCGCGUCCAUGAUCCGAUUACCGCGGGAUGGCCCCGGCGCACAGAUGGCUGUGAAAGCGGACGCGCACACCGGUUUACAGCCAUGGAAGCUGCUGAUUGUUCUUGAAUUUAAAGUAGAGAAUAAAGGACCACAAAUUGCAGGGUUUGAGCAUUCCGUGUUUUUCUUAAAUGAGCCUGUCUGCAUUUUCAAAACGUGUGCUUUCAAAAGAGAGCUGUAUUUUCUGAAUCCAGCUGUGAAUGUGGAGACUAGCCGUCCUCCCACGACAUGCGGGAACGCACCAUUAGAUGCAGGCUGCUUCUGUUCCGAGGGUGGCUUGCGAGGUGGCUCCCCAGCCACUCCUUUUUCUGGAAGGGUUGGUCUCCGCCAGCUGGACAUGUCCUUGCUCUGCCAACUAUACAGUCUCUACGAGUCGAUUCAGGAAUACAAGGGGGCGUGCCAGGCAGCCUCCAGCCCAGACUGCACUUAUGCUCUGGAGAACGGCUUCUUCGAUGAAGAGGAGGAAUAUUUCCAGGAGCAGAACUCCCUGCACGACAGGAGGGACCGAGGCCCUCCUCGGGACUUGUCACUGCCUGUCUCCUCCCUCUCCAGCGGCGACUGGAUUCUGGAGUCCAUCUAGAGGGUCUUGGGAGGGAUGUGACUGUUGGGAAGCCCUUCAUACUGGACACACUGUCAGCAUUUGCUGCUUCUCUUGCAAGAAAGCACCUCCGUUUUGGAUGGUCCUCGGGCACAGGGGAUGAGUGCUACCAGUUUCAUUUGUAGGCAGGGAGUUCUCCGCGGACGCAUGGUGGCAGUCUGCUUUGAUGGCAGCAGUUUUUGCUUAGGUGACCUAGAGGUCCUCAGCAGUAUCCUCCACACCUUUCUAUUGAGGUGCACCUGCUGGGGAUUCAUAGUGAGAAUAUAACAAGAGGAUCUCGGUGAAAGGCCUCAGUGGGUGUUUCGUGUGAGGUGGCUUGUAGCUAGCUACUUCCUUGUGGAUGGUAGAGUAUUCCAAUCCUCUUUGUGUUAGGGUUCUUGCUUCCAGUUUGGGAUGUGUUAGAACCACCAUUUCACUGCUUCCCUUCCUCAAUAUGCUCUGCAGCUUUUCUUGCUGUUUAAUGAGCUUUUAAGCCUCUCGCUUCAGCUUUAUUUAUUUGUAAGCUGCAUUACUGACUGCCUAGUGAUUCGGUGAAGGCUUUUUACUGAAAAAGUUCACAUUUCUAGUCACCCCAAUCAACUGGCUUUUUUCAACCAAAAAUUUAUAUCGUUCUUUGUCUAUGAGGUACAAGAGGAAGGAAGAUAAUACAAAGACAUGUUGAAUAGUGGAAAAAAAAAAAAACAAAAAACAAAAAACUGGGGCAAGUCAAUGUUCUGUAAAACAAGAUGGCAAAUGUUUUCAUUUUUAAGAUUCUGAAUGUAAACUAGUGUGCUAGAAAGCAAACCACCCUCCACUCAAACCAGUAAUUACCUUAAGCCUUAAUAUAUUUAUUAAAAUACUUUAUGAGAACAUUAUACUUUGUAGGUUAAAAAUGAGGAUAAAAUGCUGAACUAUC
Messenger RNA from Mandrillus leucophaeus (drill), 2011 nucleotides. RefSeq names its product family with sequence similarity 89, member A (gene FAM89A). The record is from RefSeq and is a predicted model, not a curated record. NCBI's taxonomy places the organism in Eukaryota, Metazoa, Chordata, Mammalia, Primates, Cercopithecidae. Bases 1 to 1098 code for a protein of 365 amino acids. The transcript has 5 exons.